Lodderomyces oxycetoniae is the source of this 855-nucleotide messenger RNA. RefSeq names its product cleavage polyadenylation factor subunit. Bases 1 to 855 code for a protein of 284 amino acids. Gene Ontology annotation, cellular component: mRNA cleavage and polyadenylation specificity factor complex. The record is from RefSeq and is a predicted model, not a curated record. Lineage: Eukaryota; Fungi; Ascomycota; Pichiomycetes; Serinales; Debaryomycetaceae. The transcript has a single exon.
AUGGUCAAUUCAGAGGACGAUGAUGAUGCUUAUCUUUAUGGUUCAGAUGAGGAGGAACAGCCAGUGAGUAAGAAGCAAAAGGUAGCGGAGACCCUAGGGGUGAAGAAAGACCAUGGUGAGGGGGGAGAAGGAGGAGAAGAUGCUAAUAAGAAGGAUGUUGAAGAAGAAGAGGAUGAUGAUAAAGAAGAAAAGGAUGAUGAUGAAGUGGAUGACGAUGACGACGAUGACGACGAUGAAGAGGAUGACGAUGAUGAUGACGAUGAUGAUGAUGAUGACUUUAAUAUUAUUAUAGGAGACGCAACUAAGGAUGAGGCAUCGGCCUCUGCCGAACCUGUUUCUGAAACUGGUACAGCCCAGAACAAAUCUCAAUCUCAAUCAACACAAAUCACAACCAAGACGUCUAGUAUCGACAUAAAUACCGUCCCAGAAUACGAAGGGAAACCUCUAACCCAACUCGAUUUGGAAAUAUUUAAAGUAAAACCUUGGAGAGCUCCAGGUGCCGAUAUAUCGGACUACUUCAACUUUGGAUUUGACGAGUUUACUUGGACUGCUUAUUGCCACAAACAAGACAAGUUAAGGGGCGAAUUCAAUCCCCAGAAAGUUAUGACAGAUAUAAUGAAGGGACCGGGUGCUAUUGCUCCUCCUCCUCAGGUUAAUGGAUCUUCAGCGCCAGGAUCACAGGUGGUGCCGCCGCCAAUGGGCAUGUUCCCACCGCCCGGAAUGCCUCCAGGGAUGUCUCCAAUGAUGAUGCCUCCGGGAAUGCCAAUGCCACCAGGAAUGCAGAUGCCACCAGGAAUGCCGCCGUUAAAUAUGGCCAAUAUGCCUCCCAUGCCAAACUUCAACUUUCAAAAAUGA